AUCACGUCUAGCCAGUAGCUAAUGAUCUAAUGAAAAGAUAGCAUUGUCUUUAUCAAGUUUAUUUAAAUUCAAUUGAUUUUAUAACGAAACAUUUUGAAAAUGUUGCUUAGGACUUUGUGUAUUUUGAGGGCAAGACAGACAGUACUAAAUAUUUCCUUUAAAGCCAGUUCUGAUCGUGCUAUCGGUAGUUACAGGCAAUUAGUUCCUCAGGUUAGAGUGUUGAUAGGAGGCAAUGACAAUAUCAAAGUGAAAAAAUGUCAAUUUCAUACGACACAACGACUUCAUAUUCCACCUGGACUUGCAUUACUUAUUCGUCCUCUUACGAGAGUUGGAGCUUUCUUGUUUGGGAGGUACUUCAAGAGGUGGUGGGCAAAAAAAACUCCAGAGGAGAAGGAGGUCUUUAAAAAAUGGUUUAGCGUAAGGAGGCAAAAAAUCUACGGAGCCUUGGGUGUCGUUCUAGCAGGUCUUUUCUUCUUCUACUUGACCCACAUGGAGAAAGAUCCCUUGACCGGUAGAUAUCGUUUUAUAAUCCUCACCAAAGAGCAGCAAAAAGUCUUAGGAAAACUGACCUUCGACGUUCACCUGGAGAUGCACCAGGACUCAAUCGUUCCAUCUGAUAAUCCUGCAUACGUCAGACUCGUGAGGAUCACGGAUCGUCUAAUUAAAGCCAAUCAAGAUCUGCCACAAGUGACAGACAGACAUUGGACAUUAUCAGUAGUCGCUUCAGACGCAAAAAAUGCAUAUGUAUUACCCGGUGGCAAUAUUUUUGUAUUUCUCGGCGCUCUUAAAAUUACCGAGAAUGACGAUCAAUUAGCUAUAAUAUUGGCACAUGAAAUGGGGCAUGUGCUGUUACAGCAUCCCAUUGAACAAAUAUCGAGGAACGUUCUAUUGGACAUUUUGUUGGCAGCACCAAUCGCUAUUAUAUGGGCGACAUUUCCCGAUCUACUUGCACUUCUUAUUCAAGCACUGGGCGUCAAUCUUGUAGAUGUUCUCGUCACGUUACCUCACAGCAGACAGGCGGAGAUAGAGGCUGACGAUUUGGGAAUUAGAUUGGCUGCGAGGGCUUGCUUCGAUGUCCGCGAGGCUGUUGUCUUCUGGAAAAUUAUGCAAUUGCUGACGGAUUUCAAGGUAGAGCCGAAGGAUAUUCCAUGGUUAUCCACCCAUCCUAAUCAUGAGGAACGAGAAAAACAUUUGAGUGCCAAAAUGAAGGAAGCAUUGCUAAUAAGAACGCAAUCCGGGUGUCCAAAGUUGAGUCGAUACGAUCCUAUUGAAUCAUUCAACUCUCGAUCAACGAAGCAACAUGCGAGUCAUCUGAAGGCCAAGGGGAUCUUGUGAUAAUAUUUAGGGAAAGCAUUAAUCCAUUAAUUGUUGAACUCCUGUUUGAACUUUCAAGUGCCUUUUAUAAUUUAUUUCAUAGCAUACUGUCAUAAAUAUUUUGUUUUAUCUCCGUUUUAUUAAAUUCCAUGCUCUAAAUCAGUCGUAGUGGGGAGUAUAUUUAAUUUACAUUAUUUUGAUUGAUAUUGUUGAAGAAAUAAAAUGAUUUUUAGAUAA
Fopius arisanus is the source of this 1551-nucleotide messenger RNA. Its product is annotated as metalloendopeptidase OMA1, mitochondrial-like. NCBI's taxonomy places the organism in Eukaryota, Metazoa, Arthropoda, Insecta, Hymenoptera, Braconidae. Gene Ontology annotation, molecular function: metalloendopeptidase activity. The record is from RefSeq and is a predicted model, not a curated record. The transcript has 3 exons. The coding region runs from base 100 to 1335 and encodes 411 amino acids. Gene Ontology annotation, biological process: mitochondrial protein processing; protein quality control for misfolded or incompletely synthesized proteins. Gene Ontology annotation, cellular component: mitochondrial inner membrane.